AUGGGAGGGUCAAUGUGGGUAACAACUAACAGGAUUAUCAGGAAGAGGAUCCACGUCCGAGUGGAGCAUGUGCAGCCUUCAAGGUGUACUGAGGAAUUCAAACUAAGGAAACAGAAGAAUGAUCCUCUGAAAGCAGAGGCAAAGGCAAGAGGUGAGGUGAUUAGCACAAAGAGGCAGCCAGAGGGCCCAAAACCUGGGUUUAUGGUGGAGGGUGCGAUGCUGGAAACUGUUACUCCCAUUCCUUACGAUGUUGUUAAUGAUCUCAAGGGUGGUUAUUAGGUAUGUUUUGUGCUGGUUUUGGCAAUGGAUGUUUUCUAUGGAGAGUUGUACUUUUGCUUUGAUGUUUCAAAUUUUUUGUCAUGAGUACACAAGAUUAAUUUUUCUUUUAUCAUUCUGAUUUUAA
Messenger RNA from Tripterygium wilfordii, 403 nucleotides. RefSeq names its product 60S ribosomal protein L21-2-like. Gene Ontology annotation, biological process: translation. Gene Ontology annotation, cellular component: cytosolic large ribosomal subunit; ribosome. Lineage: Eukaryota; Viridiplantae; Streptophyta; Magnoliopsida; Celastrales; Celastraceae. Gene Ontology annotation, molecular function: structural constituent of ribosome. The record is from RefSeq and is a predicted model, not a curated record. The transcript is spliced from 2 exons. The coding region runs from base 1 to 279 and encodes 92 amino acids.